Malus domestica (apple) is the source of this 902-nucleotide messenger RNA. NCBI's taxonomy places the organism in Eukaryota, Viridiplantae, Streptophyta, Magnoliopsida, Rosales, Rosaceae. The record is from RefSeq and is a predicted model, not a curated record.
AGGAAGAUUGAAGGAAGUUUUUGUUGCAUAGUUCGGAGUCUGGAUUGAUCUCUGUGCUCCGUUUUCCAUUUCUCUUUUCUUUACUGUACGGGCUUCCCUCAGCCCGCUCCCUCCUCCCUCGUCAGAAAUGGAAACCGGGCCACUACCCUCCCGCUCUCGCUCGUUAGAAAUGGAAAACGAGCCACUCCACUCCUCCUCGUCAGACACUAAAACAGAGCCAUUCCCCUUGGAAAUCGAGCCACCACCCUCCGAGCUACUUCCCUCCCCCUCGUCAGAAAUGGGGACCGAGCCACUCCCCUCCCCCUCGUCAGGAAGGAAACCAUCUAGGUUGACGUGCUGUGGGGUUUGGUCUUUUGACAAUGUCAACACCACCUGUCCUUGCUGUAGUAACAGGCCGUUGCAGCUCAUUUGUGCCCCAGUGCAUUGGCUUAGUCCAUAAAAAUCUCUUUUACACAGCAUUGCUUCUAUUAGCUAUUGGAGUGUCGACUCACUCGUCCUCCUUGCCUCGGUUCAAAGAGGACCAGUUCCAGUUCACAACAAAAAAGCAUUACAAGUCAUGUUCAUGGCAGCAGUUCUCGUAUGUGACACUAGCCUUCGUCGUCCCUGCUGUUACCGUUUAUGCAGUUGGUUAUUCGAAGUCUUGGUUGAUUAAGUUUGGGACAGGAGCAUUAACUACCGUGGUAUCUACACUUAUUUUCUCAAUCGGUUUAUAUUCAUAUAAAUCCCCUAGUGGACGUUGGAGCUAUCUUACUGGAAUUUUUGUUAGCAUACAGACUAUGAUCUUGUAUGUAAGUUUCAAUCAACAAUCUAUGAAUACUGAAGAAAAGAAAAUGAGAUUUCUAGAGAGAGAGAGAGAGAGACAAGCUUGAAGAAGAAGAAAGGACUCUACUCUAUUUGAUUCA